GUCAACGCCGACAGCAACAGCACCAACCACACCAGCAGCAGCCGCAGCAGCAAUUUUGGUCGUGAUGAAAGCGGUGCGGCGCUUCGAGGCCUACGAACGAAUGCCGUGGGCUUUUGGAGCGGUAUCGAUCGUGAUGACAACGACAGCAGUAUUGAGGCAAGACGAGACAGGGAAUCAGCAAGAGGAGUCUGGGACAGCAGCAGGGAAAAACAACCUCGACGCCCAUCGCGGACGAGAAGAAACAGCAGCGGAGGACAGGCAGCGCGGGGGGUGGUGGUACGGGGGCCGGAGGGACGGGGGCCGGGAGAUCCGGGGGCCACAACCAGGAGAAGCCCUCGACGCGUGCGCGCUCGGGGCAGAUUUGGCCAGCAUUCCAGGGGGGGACACGGCUUACGUCGGGGAGCGGGGAGCAACACUCAGCGGCGGCCAGCGCCUUCGGGUCUCCCUGGCAAGGCAAGCACGCAAGGGCGGGGUGUUCUCUGUUUUUCUCGGACUCGCGGGCUUUCGAAGUCGAGCAACCUACUGCGAACCGCCAACUAGCCACACCUUGAGUCACGAAAGUAAUAUCUGUGAAGGUGCAAUGGUACUUAACGUGAAGUGGACUCAAGGGCUGUGUGCACAGUACACGUAUGUGCGUGCGAAAGCGAGGGACUGGCAGAACAAAGUAUACGACCUAUUUCCCCGUUGUUUCUUGCGAUGCACGCCGAUGGUCAGAUGCGCUUACUUCGUGUCGGCAGCUGCCGUUGCUGAUGUCGCCGCCAAGUCAGCGGCACUCGGGAACAACCUCCCCGGCGACGACGACACCAAGAGCGGCACCGCUUUGGCGGAUGACAACGAUGGCGGCGACGGCGGCGAUGUCCACCACUCCGCGGGCACUCUGUGCCUCCUAGACAACCCCCUUACCUCUCUCGAUGCCGAGACCCGGGAGCACGUCCUUCAGCACUGCAUACACGGAGUCAUGAGGCGCGGAAACCCCGGGGUGGCCGUUGUUGUUACAUGCGGCGAGAUCGACCCAGCAGAAAAAGAACAACCGACGGCCACGAAGGAGCGGGGCGCGACGGUACCGCCUCUUCCGCUGUCUCCGUCUAUCAAGCGGUCCUUCGACCGCGUCGUCCGGUUGGGGGGGAUCGGGGGCGAAGGCACGAGACUCGAGACGGCGGCGGACGCUGGAGAAGGAAAACUACCCUUGCCAGGAGCCGACGCCAGCGCAGAAAGAAGAAGAGCACCACCACCAGCAGCAGCAACAAGCCCAUCGGUGCUGAUAUCGGCGCCAAAACCAACGUCGGAAGCGGCCUCCUCACGACCAGCAGCACCGGCGGCCGCCCCCCAAGCAGCCGAGAAGGUGACUUCGAACCUUGUGAAGCACGCCUCCGGCGGCGGCGGCGGCGGCGGCGGCUGCUGCCCUGAAAUACAAGGCGCCGGGCGGAGCAGUGAGGGCGAUGGCUUAGCAGACAGCAGUGGAGACGUGUUGCUGCCGUGCGGUGGUAGUGAAGCUUUGGAAGCCGGGGAUGGAAACGGGGGUAGUGGACCCGUUGAAGAAGAAGACAGAAAGGACGGCUCCGUGGAGUUCAGAGUGUACUUGCUGUACGUGAGGUCGGCAGGACUGGGGGUCGCUGCCGUCACCCUGCUUUCUCUUGCCCUCAUGCAAGCGACGGCGGCGGGGUUUAGCUACUGGCUCUCGCAUUGGGCCACCCAACAGGGACGAGUAUCUGUGAGGUCGUUCCUCGCGACGAGCUUCUCGAUCGCCGCUGCCAACGCGGCCUUCACGCUCGUCAGGGCUUUCGGCUUCGCGUUCGGCGGAGUCCGAGCGGCGGUUGCCCUUCACCGGCGGCUGCUAUCCCACGUCCUCGGCAAGCCCUCGGCGUUUUUCGACGUCACCCCUUCGGGCCGAGUCGUCAACCGCUUCAGCCGGGACGCGUUCAGCGUCGACGACCCCCUGCCAUUUCACCUCAACGUCCUCCUAGCGCAGGCGGCCGGACUGUCGGUGACGGCCGUGGUGCUGAGCUCCGCCAGCCCCGUCCUCGCGGCGCUGUUCCUUCCCCUCGGCUGGGUCUACGCCAAGCUGCAGAGAUACUACCGCAGCAGCAGUCGCGAGCUCCGGCGCUUGGACUCCACUUCCAGAUCACCCAUCUAUGCCUUGUUCUCGGAAACGCUGGAUGGGGCGGUCACCAUCCGGGCCUUCGGCCAACAGGAGGCGUUCUUUGAGAGGUUCGUCGAUCUGUUGGCGGAAAAUCAGCGGGCGACGUUCGCGGGGUCCAUGGCGUCCGCCUGGCUGUCGCUCAGGCUGCAGGGUUUGGGGGUCGUCGUGGUGGCCGCAGUGGCGUUUUUGGCCGUGGCACAGCAACAGCUUCGGGGCGGUGGGGGACGAGAUGAAGCGCUGGGUGAAAGCCUUGCCGCUAUCACCAACAACCCCAACAGCUACUACGGCCUUGUCGGCCUGAGUCUGACGUACGCUCUGCCGAUCGUAGGUGCAAUCUGACGGGACUGCUAGGCGCCCUAACCGAGACGGAGAGGGAGAUGAUCUCCGUCGAGCGGAUGGACGAGUACUGCCGCGACAACGGUUUCGACAACACUCAUUCCAGCAGCAGAAGUAGCAGCAGCAGCA
Messenger RNA from Ectocarpus sp. CCAP 1310/34, 2605 nucleotides. The record is from the annotation of a GenBank genome assembly. NCBI's taxonomy places the organism in Eukaryota, Phaeophyceae, Ectocarpales, Ectocarpaceae.